GCCAGCGCACCAUUGGUGUCAUCACAAAGCUGGACUUGAUGGAUGAAGGAACUGAUGCCAGGGAGAUCCUAGAAAACAGGUUGCUUCCCUUACCCAGAGGUUAUGUGGGCGUGGUGAACCGCAGUCAGAAGGACAUCGAUGAGAAAAAAGACAUUAAGGCAGCUCUGGAGUCAGAGAGGCGGUUCUUCCUGUCCCACCCAGCCUACCAGCACAUGGCUGAAAACACAGGGACUCCAUAUUUACAAAGAGUCCUCAACCAGCAACUAACAAACCACAUCCGAGACGCACUGCCAGCCUUCCGCAGUCACCUGCAGAGCCAGCUUCUGGCCUUAAAGAAAGAGGCUGAGGAUUACAGCCAGUUCCAUCCAGACGACCCUGCACGCAGGACCAAGACCCUGCUGCAGGCAGUUCAGCGCCUGGCUGCUGACUUUGAGAAGUUCAUUGAAGGUUCUGCAAACAAAGUAGACACAGUUCAGCUAUCGGGCGGUGCUAGGAUUAAUAAAAUCUUUCACGAGCGCUUCCCACGUGAACUGGUUCAGAUGGAGUCAGAUGAGAGGAAGCUGCGGCAGGAAAUCAACUAUGCCAUCAGAAACACACACGGUGUCAGGACAGGCUUGUUUACACCUGACUUGGCUUUUGAAGUCAUAGUGAAGAAACAAAUAUCAAGUUUAAAAGGGCCAUGUAUUAAAUUCAUUGACUUGGUCAGUCAGGAGCUAAUUACAACUGUGGAUGAGUGUGUCAGCAAGCUCAGCUCCUUUCCCAAACUGCGAGACGAGACGGAGAGGAUGGUUAUCGAUGAAAUCCGAGAGCAAGAGAGGAAAUGCAGAGAGCAGGUCUUGUUGCUUAUUGACAUUCAGCUGGCCUACAUAAACACCAAACAUGAAGACUUCAUUGGCUUUACUAAUUCCCAGCCGGUGCACAAUCACAGCAACACAAACACACCAGCACAGAGCCCUAAGACUCAGGGCGUGGCCAAACUCUCAAGUCUAAUA
Messenger RNA from Austrofundulus limnaeus, 992 nucleotides. RefSeq names its product dynamin-2. NCBI's taxonomy places the organism in Eukaryota, Metazoa, Chordata, Actinopteri, Cyprinodontiformes, Rivulidae. Gene Ontology annotation, biological process: receptor internalization; synaptic vesicle budding from presynaptic endocytic zone membrane. The record is from RefSeq and is a predicted model, not a curated record. Gene Ontology annotation, cellular component: synapse; cytoplasm; microtubule. Gene Ontology annotation, molecular function: GTP binding; microtubule binding; GTPase activity.